Molecule: messenger RNA, 1365 nt
Organism: Mesorhabditis spiculigera
Lineage: Eukaryota; Metazoa; Nematoda; Chromadorea; Rhabditida; Rhabditidae
Source: the annotation of a GenBank genome assembly
AUGGAAGAAGCAUCAACAGCCCAAUCCCGAACCCCGGCCACCCCCACAACAGCUGCCGCCAUGAGCGCCGCCGACCAAGAGCAAAUGGCCAUGGUGAUGGCCUUUUAUAAUGAGACUGUUAAUUUUGAAAAGAAGAUUGGAAUCAUAAUCCCUACCAUCUUUGCAUUAAUUAUACUAAUCGGGGUCGUUGGCAAUGUGCUGGUGGUCGUGGUGGCGUUGCAUCGGCAGAUGAGGAAUAGUACUAAUACGCUGAUUAUUGGGCUCGCGAUCUCCGACUUAAUGUUCCUGCUCCUCUGCAUUCCCUUCACAGCAAUCGAUUACGCGAUGCCAAUCUGGGUAUUCCCCGAGUGGACCUGCUCAAUGAUCAAUUAUUUUCAACAUAUCUCCGCCUACUUUUCCGUUUGGACCCUGACUUUAAUGGCGCUCGACCGGUUCUUGGCUGUGUGUUUUCCAGUGGAUUCUAUGACCUUGCGGAGUACGAGGAAUACUGUGAUUGUCAUGAUGAUCGUAUAUGCUAUAAUAUUUGUUUCUCAAAUCCCAAUCGGGCUGAUGCAUGGCAUCUUCUACUAUGAGUUUAUAGUCGAAAAUCGAUCCACUUGCGCUAUCGUAAGUAUCGCUGACAAUUCGGCGACUGUCGCUCAGGCCCGAGGGUAUUUCCUAACCUUCAACCUCUUCGGCUACAUGUUGCCACUCGGGAUUACCUGCGUUCUCUACUAUUUUAUGCUGAGCAGGUUAUGGCGAACACCAAGGCCGGGGACGUGUAAUAGUAUCAACAGCUCAAUCCGGAGCCGACCGGAAACUGUAAAAGCCAAGCGGAAAGUGACGCGAUUAGUAUUGUGCGUGGUGAUCAUUUGGGCAGUUUGCUGGUUACCGCUUAAUGUGUGCUUCUUCUUUUCAGGAAUGGCCUACCCAGACACCUUGGUACUUCGAGGUGGCAAAAUCAUGGUGGUCGUGCAGAUAGCCAGUCAAGUGCUGGCAUACACAAAUUCUUGUCUGAACCCGAUACUCUACGCCUUAAUGUCAGACAACUUUAGGAAAGGCUUUGUCCGAGUCCUCAGCAUCCUCUGCAAGAAGGUGUCCUGUGGACUGUGCUGUACGAGUGAGCCAAAGUCGAUGAGCAGGAUGGAGAUAACAAAUUUCCACACGACACAGACGACGGGUAGUCUUCGGCCUUCGAGGAAUGCGGUUGCGGGAUCGCAGGUGAACCCAUCCGAACUCUGCAGCCUCCUCUACGAAGAACAGCAGAACCAGAUGGCGGGCCACUCCCAGCGACUGCACUCCUUUCUGGAGAUGCAUGACAUCAGCAGGACUCGAUCAGCAAUCAGCCUGAAUUUAAAUCUCAACUUGUCUAAUGUUCGCAAUGUG